GGUACCGUUUGGACUAACUUCACAACACUGCUAGUUCACUGAAACUCAGAAUGUCGAGCAGGAGGAAAUCCACAACCCCCUGCAUGGUUCCUCCUCGGGAAGCCAUGGAAUCAGAUCUGGAGAUGGAGGACAUGUUGGAUGAAGCAGACCCGGAGGACAGAAACGGACUGGGGACGUUUUCCUCCGAGGUUCCUGUUCUGAUGGAGGACCAAGGCGAGGAUUCUGACUUCCGAUCGGACGCGGUGUCGGACCCCUAUUUGGACCUAAACACGGCGGAGGGAGGCUACGAAUGCAAGUACUGCAGUUUCCAGACGUCGGAGCUUAACCAGUUCACCAUGCACGUGGACGCAGAACAUCCCGAUGUGGUUCUCAACACCUCAUACGUCUGCGUGGAAUGUGACUACCACACCAAAAGCUAUGACACCCUUCUGACCCACAAUGCCCGCUUCCACCCGGGUGAGGACAACUUCACGCGGACCAUGGUGAAGCGAAACAACGAGACCAUCUUCCAGCAGACGGUCAACGACCUCACUUUUGACGGCAGCUUCAUCAAGGACGAGGAGGACGAGCUGGAAGACACGUCCCGCAAAGUCAUCCCCCUCAGCAAGACCCCCAUCAUGAGGAUCAAGAGCCGACCGGAGCCCAAAAAGUUCACCAUCACGCAAAAAAUGGCCUUAGGUGAUGUCAUUAAAGUGGAGAGCGACGAUGAGGAGGAGUUCGAGGAAGAUGAAGACAGAGAGCCGCCGUCGCUAUCGCCAGCGCCGAUGAACCUCUCUGCGGCCAUCACCCCUCGCCUGAUUCCCGUCUCCACGCCGCUGCAGGUGCAGGCCGUCCCACAGAGCAUUGUGGUAAACACCCCCAACAUGCUGCAGAUUAAAGGCGGCUCCAGUGGGGGGGGUGCCGUGCUGCCUCCAGAGACCCUGGCCCAGGUUCUGUCGGCCCUGCAGAACCAGCAGAACAGCUCGCAGACGCAGCUCCUCAUCCCCAUCAGCAGCAUCCCCACCUACAACACGGCCAUGGACAACAACGUUCUGCUGAUCGGUGCCUACAACCGGUUUCCAUAUCCAUCCGUCUCAGAGAUCACAGGUUUGUCCUCCCAGACCAAGUUCAGCGAGGAGCAGAUCAAAGUCUGGUUUUCAGCUCAGAGGCUCAAGCACGGAGUCAGCUGGACGCCCGAGGAGGUCGAAGAGGCGAGGAGGAAAAAGUUUAACGGAACAGUCCAGUCUGUCCCUCAGACCAUCACCGUCAUCCCGGCCAACAUAGCUGCGGCCACAAACGGCCUGCAGUCCAUCUUCCAGACGUGUCAGAUCGUGGGCCAGCCGGGCCUCGUCCUCACUCAGGUGGCCGGGAACAGCAGCAGCGUGCCCGUGGCGUCUCCGGUCACUCUAGCCGUCGCUGGAGUGCCAGGAAAACAACCGAAAGCCGCCGAGCCGUCGGUCUCUGAAGCUAGCACAGAGAUGCUGGCCUCGCCCACCAGCGCCUCUCUUAGUUUAGAUGCUUCAGGGUCGAAACCCAAGAAGUCCAAAGAGCAGCUGGCGGAGCUGAAGGCGAGCUACGGCAGGAGGCAGUUUGCCACGGAAGCAGAGAUCUCCAGACUCAUGCAAGUCACCAAAUUAUCCAAGCGAGCAAUAAAGAAGUGGUUCAGCGACACGCGCUACAACCAGAGGAACUCAAAGGAGCACCACAGCUUGCUGCUGGGCGAACCGGUACCCAGCAGAACCGGAAGAGGGCGGGGCAGCAGCAGCGGCCUCGGAGAGAACGUCGGCAGCGACGGCACCGCCACCAUCGUGAUCGACUCAAGUGACGACGCCAGCGACGCCUCCCCGACAUCCAACAACGCUCAGGGCUCGUCUGGAUCUACCAGCAGCCCGCGGGUCAAAUUCCGCAACGCCCUCCCGGACUUUACACCGCAGAAGUUCAAGGAGAAGACGCCGGAGCAGCUGCUGGUUCUGGAAGCCAGCUUCCAGAGUUCGGACAAACCUUCAGACGAGGAGCUGAACCGUCUGCGCGCGGAGACCAAACUCACGAGGCGAGAGGUGGACGCCUGGUUCACGGAGAGAAGAAAGCUGCCUCUGCUGAAAGGCAGCGAGCCCGGGAGGGAGGCGGAGAGGCUCCGAGCGGCUCACGCGCCGUCCUCCUCCGCUCACGCGCCGCUCAGCAGGAAGGCCAUCAAGAAGACGCCGGAACAGAUCAACGUCUUGAAGAAGGCCUUCGUUCGCACACAGUGGCCGACGCCGGAGGAGUACGACAAGAUGGCAGAGGAGAGCGGCCUGCCCAGGUCCUACAUCGUCACCUGGUUCGGGGACGCGCGCUACGCCUGCAAAAACAACAACCUGAAGUGGUACUACCUCUACCAGUGCGGGAAGGUGGAAGAGGCAUUCAAUGGAGGCACUAGGACCCCGAAGAAACCCAGGAAGCGGUUUCGCCUGGGGUCCAGGAGAACGCGUCGGCCUUACGCCUGCAAACGCUCGCCACAGGGGGGCGCUGGUGUCAUCAAGGUAAAAUCUGGUAAGGAGUUUCUGAAGGAUUACUACCUCAAACACAGAGCUCUGAGCGAGAAAGAUCUGGACGAUCUGGUGACCAAGUCCAGCAUGAGCUACGAGCAGGUGAGGGACUGGUUCUCAGAGACCGCCAGGAGGGUGGAGGCGGGCAAGGAGGCUUUCAGCGGCGAGGAGGAGGAGGCCGAAGAGGAGGAGGAGGAGGAGGAAGCGACGGCAGAGUGUGCGGAGAGCGAAGGGGAGAUGGAGGUGAAGGAGCAAGGAGAAGAGACAAAAGAAACGGGUGAGAAAGAGGACGGCUGUGAAAUGGAGGAGGAGGGCCAGCUCCAAGGAGGAGAAGAUGUCUGCCAAUCCCAGCCGACAGCAGAGGAGCAGACAUGAACGGCCAUGUUCAGAUCUUCUCCUGCAGUGGAAUCAGAAGAUGACAGACGCCGGCUUCCCUUCUCAUCUCCUGGAUCCGGACCAGCAGACAGCUGCGGGAAACUUUUGACAAACGAUGUGAUGCUAAACCACGCGCUUGUGCCUUUUAGUAGAAAACCGGGGGUCAUAAUGCAGCUGAGGAUCCCGGAGGCGUACGAGCGGAGGUAAAAACGACAGAAGCUUCUGGAUUUGGGACCAACCAAACCAGCAGAACAGAACUUCGCCCAAAUUGUCUCGCAGCAAAUCAAAUGCCUUUGUUUUGAAGAGAACGCUGGCCUUUAUUUUGGCCUGUAAUGUACAUUUUCCUAGAAAAACAGGGUUGGGUCAAACGGAAAACUGAAGGUUUUUUUUGUAAAAAUCCUCAAACAGACAUUUUUCCUAAAGGAAUGUCUUCAAACCCAACGAUAAAACAUAAAGUUGGGAAUGAAAAGGUUUUCUGUGAAUAGACACUUCAGAUUAGUGCCAUUCUUUUUGUAACUUUCUUUAAAGAAAGAAUGAAAUCUCUGCUUUUCUUUUGUUUUUCCCAAAGUCGGAAUCUUUACGACGACAUUACUUCUUAUUGGAACUGAAUUCAGUUCAAGGUGACUCCAUUUUACUGUUAUUCUGGUAUUAUGAUUUUAUUUUUAUGCACAUUUCUUUUGUAUUUUUUUGGGUCCGUUUCAUUUCAGUGGCUUCAGUUCAGUACUGAUAAAAGGAAUGAAAACCCAGCAGAGCUUAAGAGAUCAAUCAGCUGACAAAAGGGAAAUAACCAAAUAAAAAAGGUUUUGGCGUCAAAUAUUCAUAAAAAACUGUUCAAAUUGAUUUUUUUAAUCAAAAUCAAGCCUUAAGGAAAUGCAGUGGGUUCUAAAGCUCAACCAAAACGGUCUUAAAAAAGACAAAUUCUGUUUUUCCUUAAGUAUAAAUAAUAAACAGCUUCACAUUUAUCUUCUGCUCACUUUUUCACAUUUCUGAAUGUAGCUGCUGUUUUUGACCAUUUACAGGUUCAUCAUCCCAUUUGAUAAAUAAAAAAGUGUCAUUUAGCAGCUUCAAAUGAAUAAUUCCCCAAAUUCAACAAAAAAAUCCUCAACUAAACUGACGUUUUGAUCAAAAUCGGACGAAAUCGGACUCUUUUGGGUCGGGGUUUAAUUAAACCAGAAGGAUGCAGUCAAAUCCAUCACAACCCCUCAGGUCUGUCAGAAAUCCAGGACUCUUCAACACCGCAGAAGCUCAGGAAUUCCACAUUUGAUUGAUCAAACAUACUAUUCCAAAUACAUAAAAAGCCUCAUUUACAAAAGAAAAUGCGCACUUACCUGCUCAAACAAACGUUAGAAGGAUUUAUUUCAUUAGCUGUACAUUAAAGCACACAAAUUCUGCUUGUUUAUGUCGGGGACAAAAACCGCCUGCUUUACUUCAGGAAUCCAGCAACUUUACCUCAGUCCGUUAAGCUACAAACUCGGUAAGAUUGUGACAGUUAGACUUUUACACCGCUUUUUUCUAGAGAAUUCAAUACUGUUUAUGUGGAGGCAAAGGAGUAAGGAGUUUUUUUUUUUCAUACUCUUUAAGUUUGAUCUCGCCACCAAAGUUGGGAAGCAGAAAUGUAUUUCCUUCAGUACGGGUGAAUUUGUAGACGGCAUCUUUCAGGUUUACCGGCGAAUAACAAGAGGGCCAGAACUUUUUUCAUUGUGUAAGAAUCAAAAACAAGGAAAUAAGCUUUUUAUGUUUUUUUCUCUGCUCUCCUGUGUCUCCUAACCCUCGUAGGACUGUAAGGACUGUAAGCAUGUGCACAUGACGACCAGCCGGAGCGCUGGUGGACUCUCCAAUCCCUGAUUUUGCUUUGUUCCCACUUCGUUUAUGACGAGCUCCAGAAGUUCAGCCUCUUGCCAUUCUUUCAGUUGCUUUAAAAGCCAACAUUUUUAGUAGGUAAUUUAUUUAUUAUACCUGGACUUUUAUGUAAAUCUUUUUUUUUUGUCUGCAAACAGAAAAUAAAAAUUUUAAACUAUA
Molecule: messenger RNA, 4898 nt
Organism: Oryzias melastigma (Indian medaka)
Lineage: Eukaryota; Metazoa; Chordata; Actinopteri; Beloniformes; Adrianichthyidae
Product: zinc fingers and homeoboxes protein 1
Biological process (GO): regulation of transcription by RNA polymerase II
Cellular component (GO): nucleus
Molecular function (GO): DNA binding; DNA-binding transcription factor activity, RNA polymerase II-specific
Source: RefSeq, a predicted model, not a curated record